Messenger RNA from Caenorhabditis auriculariae, 1879 nucleotides. The record is from the annotation of a GenBank genome assembly. NCBI's taxonomy places the organism in Eukaryota, Metazoa, Nematoda, Chromadorea, Rhabditida, Rhabditidae.
AUGUCGACUGCCGUCAAAAUUCUGACUCUUCUGGCUCUUUGCGCCGUCGCCACGGCGAAAAUCCAUUCAAUCACUUGUAAGUCUUUCCAUUGGAGGAAACGCUUUGAAUUGAUCUUUUCCAGUUGAAAUCGAAGAUGGAGUCGUCCGGCCAGUCUCCAAGGACCAGUUCGAUAGCGCCAGGGAGCUCGGUUCGUUUUGAAGGCCUAUGGAAAAAAUAGCUCAUCGAUUCACAGCCGAGAUCGAGGAGUUCUUGAAAGGACUGAAAGAGCUCGGCAUUUCGCAGUACUCGCUUGCCGUGAUGACGAGCUUUGCCGCAGAAUACUACGUGAAUAACCUACUCAACUUCCUGAGACAUCCAUGUUCCUAUUUAGCAACUACGCAGCCAGAACGCUGACCUGAGCGAGGAGGAAUUCUUGGCGAAAUAUUCUGUUACCGUCGUGGAAGGUCUUCGAAAGGCCUUAAAGACACUCCCGGAUGGCGACCGCGUUUGUUGAUUUCACAGCUUUCCGAUUUCAAUCAUCGUGAUUUGAGGAGAAAGUCCAAGCAUUCUUACGCCAAAAGCUCAUAGAUAAGGGAAUCGCGAAGAUCUUUAGAGCCUAUGAGAAUAAAGGCGUCGCCAAGGGCCAAGGUUACGACGCGGCUGAUAUCACAGGUCAAGUUUCUCCAAGCGCAAGUCGUUUAGAAGUCGGCUGCAUUGCCCAUUUUUGAAUCUUUAAGAUGCGAUUUACUUACUCAAUUCCCAUCAUGAUCCGCUUUUUAAUGCCUCCAAGCGCAAGUCGUUUAGAAGUCGGCUGCAUCGUUCAUUUCUAAAAAUUCAGGACGCACGCUCAAUUUUCAUUUUAGCUCCUCUUUUAAUGCUCCCAAGCGCAAAUCGUUUGAAGUCGGCUGCAUCGCCAAAAUUUUUGAGAUGCGAAUUACUCACUCGAUUUUCAUUAAGAUCCCCUUUUUUAAUGCCUAUGAGCGAAAGUCGUUUAAGGUCGGCUGCAUCGCCAAAAUUUUUGAGACGCGAAUUACUCACUCGAUUUUCAUUAAGAUCCCCUUUUUUAAUGCCUAUGAGCGAAAGUCGUUUAAGGUCGGCUGCAUCGCCAAAAUUUUUGAGACGCGAAUUACUCACUCGAUUUUCAUUAAGAUCCCCUUUUUUAAUGCCUAUGAGCGAAAGUCGUUUAAGGUCGGCUGCAUCGCCAAAAUUUUUGAGACGCGAAUUACUCACUCAAAUUUCAUUAAGACCCCCUUUUUAAUACUCCCAAGCGCAAGUCGUUUAAAGGUCGGCUGAAUCGCAAAAUUUCAAAAAUUCAGACGGCAGGAUUUUUUUGGGUCCUCUUUUAAUGCUCCCAAGCGCAAGUCGUUAAAGGUCGGCUGCAUUGUCCAAUAUUUGAGAUGCGAGUUGCUCACUCAGUUUUCAUUUAGACCCGCUUUUUUAAUGCUCCCAAGCGCAAGUCGUUUAAAGUCUGCUGCAUCGCCCAUUUCCAAAGCUCAUCCCACUACCAUAACCGCCUUCUUUUCAGCUAGAAGAGAGCAAGUCUUGAAAGAACUGAAGGAAGCUGGAGUUACUCAAACCGCCAUCGGUGAGUUGGACAAGCUGGGCAAGAAAUAUCAAGUAAAAAAAUUUUUUAUUUCCCCACGAAAAAAUGGUUCAAUCACAGCAAAUCUACAAACAAAACCCGACCCUCACUGAGGAGGAGUUCUACGGCAAGUUCGGCCAGAAAUACUUUGAGGAGUUCUUCCGACUCGUGGCCACUUUCUCGGAAAGUGACAGGGUUCGUUUUUCAAUCAAAGAAGCCUCAAAGUAAUUAUUUCUUUUUAGACCAAAGUGAGCCGAGUCGUCGGCUCCAGACUGUCCCGCAGAAUUGCGAGAUCCAAGGCUCCCCGACGCUUCUGA